Spinacia oleracea (spinach) is the source of this 1278-nucleotide messenger RNA. RefSeq names its product dormancy-associated protein homolog 4. The transcript has 3 exons. The record is from RefSeq and is a predicted model, not a curated record. NCBI's taxonomy places the organism in Eukaryota, Viridiplantae, Streptophyta, Magnoliopsida, Caryophyllales, Amaranthaceae. The coding region runs from base 293 to 700 and encodes 135 amino acids.
CACCCUAAAAAAUUCCUUACAAAACGGAGCCUCUUUAUCCAACAAAAUCUUAUCCACUUCUCCCCCUUUCUUUCUCCUUCUAUAAAACCCCUUUCUCACUCUACAUUUCAACACUUUUCUCACUCCAUAAUUAGCAAACUCAACAACAAAAACCCCAAUUUUCGUUCCUGAAUCUAAACCCACCCCUUCGCCUUAAAAAAACGAAGUUCAACAAAGACAAAAAAAAAAACAGAUUUAAUUUCUUUUAGUGAUAUAAUUUUCUCUAAAAAAAAUCGGCGAUAAAUCGAGAAAAAUGAGUUUCUUAGACAGGCUAUGGGAUGAAACAUUAGCCGGACCGGCACCGGAAAAGGAUAUAGGUAAACUCCGUAAGUAUAAAUCAUUAUCAGCCGCCCGAUCAGCCGAUCAUCCCAUUGUUGACACUAAUUAUAAUCACCGGGAUGAUCGAACGGUCCCGGUUUCUCGUAGUAUCACUAUCCUACGUACCAAGAGCCUCACUGUUGAUCAUGGAUCUGCUGCUUCUUCCCCUUCUUCUCCCUCUAGUGGGACCUCCUCUCCUUUUUCACCGGGGUCGAUGGGUAAGAGUCCGGACGCGAAGAGACCAUUUACCAGGAAAAAGCCGACGUUUCAAGCGUCGGAAUGUGCCGAACCGACGACUCCUACCGUUUAUGAUUGGAUCAUGAUAAGUGCCUUGGAUCGUUGACUACAAUGGAGAAUCGCAUUACUUUCUAUAGCUGCCUGCUGGCCUACCGGAAAUAAUCCCUCUAUAUAUACAGAGUUACAAAAUCUAUCUUACAUCCGGAAACAUUUAGAGUAUGAAUAUUCUCUACGGAGUGGUAUUUAUUUAUAAAUGUAACGGGUCGAUCUUUAUAAAUAAGUAUUGAUCCGUACGGAGUUCCUAACUAGUAUGAAGUUUAUUAACUUAAUCUUGGUAUAAAUUAAGAUGGAGUUUCUCUAUAAAUAUUAGGAUUAAUAAAAAAGAUGGUUGACCCUUCAAGCUUUAUGCAGCCAUUUGGUUUAUGGGCUUCUGAUAGGAAAGAACAAAUGUGGCCUUGUUCUUCAUUUUUCUUUUUCUUUCUAGUCUUUAUUGUAAGAAAUGGGGUCAUUUGUACAUAUUUUAUGGACCCCCUUUGAAUUGUAUUCCAUGAAUGUCUCUUUCCUUUAGGUGUUGAAAAGAUGUGGUGUACUAGUGUUGGUAGACUAUUGUAGAUAUGUUGUACGAGUAGUCUGGUAACAUUUUGUACACCUUCUUUAAUUCUAAUGGAAGCCCACAAUUCUAUC